This is a messenger RNA of Choloepus didactylus (southern two-toed sloth), 957 nucleotides long. RefSeq names its product olfactory receptor 56A4. Lineage: Eukaryota; Metazoa; Chordata; Mammalia; Pilosa; Megalonychidae. Gene Ontology annotation, biological process: G protein-coupled receptor signaling pathway. The coding region runs from base 16 to 957 and encodes 313 amino acids. The transcript has a single exon. The record is from RefSeq and is a predicted model, not a curated record. Gene Ontology annotation, molecular function: olfactory receptor activity; G protein-coupled receptor activity. Gene Ontology annotation, cellular component: membrane.
AUCAGGAUAAAUUACAUGGCAGCACUGAGCAAUAUUUCCUCUAUUCCAGUCUCUGAAUUCCUUCUCAUCUGCUUCCCUAACUAUCAGAGUUGGCAGCACUGGCUGUCCCUGCCCCUCAGCCUCCUCUUCCUCCUGGCCAUGGGGGCCAACGCCACUCUCCUGAUCACCAUCUGGCUGGAGACCUCUCUGCACGAGCCCAUGUACUACCUGCUCAGCCUCCUCUCCUUGCUGGACAUCAUUCUCUGUCUCACUGUCAUCCCCAAAGUCCUGGGCAUAUUCUGGUUUGACCUCAGUUCCAUCAGCUUUUUUGCCUGCUUCCUCCAGAUGUUCAUCAUGAACAGUUUCCUGACCAUGGAGUCCUGCACAUUCAUGGUCAUGGCCUAUGACCGCUAUGUGGCCAUCUGCCACCCUCUACGAUACCCAUCCAUCAUCACGGACCAAUUUGUGUCUAGGGCUGCCAUAUUUGUUGUGGCCCGGAAUGCCCUUUUUUCUCUUCCUGUUCCCAUCCUUUCUGCCAGACUCAAAUACUGUGCAGAGAACAUCAUCAAGAACUGCAUCUGUACUAACCUGUCUGUGUCUAAACUCUCUUGUGAUAAGAUCUUCUUCAAUCGACUCUACCAGUUUGUGGCAGGCUGGACCCUGCUGGGCUCUGACCUCAUCCUCAUUGUUCUCUCCUACUCCUUUAUCCUGAAAGCUGUGCUCAGGAUCAAGUCUGAGGGAGCUGCAGCCAAGGCCUUGAGCACAUGUGGUUCUCAUUUCAUCCUCAUCCUCUUCUUCAGCACAGUCCUGCUUGUUCUAGUUAUCACCAACUUGGCCAGAAAGCGAAUUCCCCCAGAUGUCCCCAUCCUGCUCAACAUCCUGCACCACCUCAUCCCCCCGGCUCUGAACCCCAUUGUUUAUGGUAUGAGAACCAAGGAGAUCAAGCAGGGAAUCCAGAAACUGUUGAGAAGAUUGUAA